UCCAGACCAGCCGAUUUACUGCUUCUUGGAUCGAUCUAGCUUGUUCAGUAAUGCUAAUGGGUUCAUAUAGAAUGCUAGAAGAAACUAAGGAAGUUCAGAGCAAGGACCAUGAGAAUGCCCACUUUCUUAACUCAAAAUGGUGCACUUGGCUAAGAGACAGAGCUGAAGGAAACAGGGAUGAGUUUGAAAAAUCUCUCAACAUAAUGUGCUUCUGUGAUACCCUCGAGACCUUCUUUGUCAAUUACGUUCACUCAAAAAGGCCAAGCCAGAUCGACUUCAAUGCUGAUAUCUUCCUAUUUAGAGAAGAAGAGAAGCCAAUGUGGGAAAAGUGUCCCAAAGGAUGUACUCUCGUUAUCAAACUUCAAAGAGACAACAAGCACCUGAAUUACUUCUGGGAGAAGCUCUGCUUCAUGUGCAUUGGAGAAAUCUUAGAGGAUCUCAACAUCAUUGGGGCUGGCAUUUCUUUGAGAAGAAACAACUGUGCACUUCUUGAGAUUUGGAACAAGGAUCUUGAGCAACUUCCUAGCAUGAGCCCCACAAAUCAAACAUCCAAAUUCAGAAGAGGCUUUGGCUCCUCAAGCAAUGAUGCCUUCAAGGAGAAUUUGUCCAAUGAAAAAUUAUCCAGAAAAGUCAUUUCUUACUUAGGAAUGACAGAUGAAGAUGACUACAGUGUGUACUUUAAGAACCAUUCUGAAGCUUUGAAGGAUAGCAGCAACACCAAGACCUCUCAAGUCCUGGGUGACAUGAGAAGCAGAAGAGGAAGAAGAUACUAUCAAAACCACAGAUCUAACUCAAUUUCUUACCAAAACCGUGGAUAUAGCUCGAGAAGACGCUUUAGAGAGAGUAGUACCCAAGAAGCAAGAUUCCAUCAUCUAAGAUAAUACUUUCAGAGUAAAAUUCAAUUGUCCAUUUGA
Molecule: messenger RNA, 914 nt
Organism: Moneuplotes crassus
Lineage: Eukaryota; Ciliophora; Spirotrichea; Euplotida; Euplotidae
Source: the annotation of a GenBank genome assembly